AUGGAGGGCCCUUUGUUGAGCGAGUGUGAACACAUCAUUGACAUUACAAGCGAUGGUAGUUCUUCAUCAAUUGAUGGUCAGCAACCACACGAGGGUGUUGAAUUGGGUGAUCCAUACACAAAUGAAAGCAUUUGUAAUUCAAUCGAGUUUGUUGUGACUUUGGUCUUGAUUGCUGCGGUCAUAAUCGUUCUGAUUGAGCCAAGAGAUGAAGAACAUCCACAAACAAUGUUGUCUAUAUGGAUCAUCGGUUAUACAUGUGGCUGUAUUGCCACUCUCCCUAUCCUAUGUUGGCGUUUUUGGCUUUAUAACCGAAGCGUUGGCUCCGAAUCUACAGAUGAAUACUUAAGAGAGACAAGAAUCAACAAGGAUAUGGACUUUUUUAUGACGGGUUUCUUCGUGGGUUGGUAUGUGGUGUUUUUAUGGAUUCUUUCUUCCAAAGCAUUCGACUCAUCAGCUCUAGAUGAUACUACAACUCAAUACUUCUGGUUAUGUUUGGCUCUCCUUACUUUCAGUUGCAUUAGAUAUGUUCUUUUUAAUCUAACAUUGGCAAUGGUCUGUUAUACUACUCCUUUGCUUUUACUUACGCCUGUGGUCAUAUGUGUUCUCCUUGCUGUGGAAGUCUUAAAAGGCAUUGUAGCAUGCAUUGUAUCAUGCAUCUGCUGAAAUCGAACUAAUAAAAAUAUUUUGUUUGUAAGCCUAGGAGAAUGGGCGUUUAAAAUCAAAGUAAAGCAGAGUACCAGAAUAAAAAUGUUUUGUGUUCAUGUUGAUGAUUUUAAUCUUAUUAAGGUAGAGAAAAACAGUAGCUAAGGUUUUUUGAAAUGAUCAAAUAUGAUCAUCUCGUCUUAUUUCCUCUUUUUAUUUUAUUUUUCUCCCUCGUUAAUAUUAUUCUCCAUUAAAUGACAGUUUUGACUGACCAUUCUUAUUCGUGCGUUUUCGCUAUUCAGAUAUGUAUUUUAAGGGCCCGUACUUUAAUGGGCUUUUUAAAAUCUGACUUAUUUCGAGUCGAGUCCUACCUCAUUGUGACAUUUACCCAAAUAAUCACGUGUUUCAGAAUAACCUUUUAUAGGCCUUAUUAUUUUGACAGAUUUGGGUAAAUCGAAAUGGAUAUAUAGAUAACUUUAACACCAAAGAUAAGAUAACUAAGAAAAAUAAUAAAAUAUUAUAGUUUCCCAAAUAAUAAAAUUUAACACCAAAGAUUUCUCCUUUUACAAAAAAGACAUAUUACUUCUUCUAGCUUCCCAAAUAA
Arabidopsis thaliana (thale cress) is the source of this 1246-nucleotide messenger RNA. RefSeq lists its product as uncharacterized. Lineage: Eukaryota; Viridiplantae; Streptophyta; Magnoliopsida; Brassicales; Brassicaceae. The transcript has 3 exons. The record is from RefSeq and is marked reviewed. The coding region runs from base 1 to 663 and encodes 220 amino acids.